This is a messenger RNA of Achroia grisella, 897 nucleotides long. RefSeq names its product seminal metalloprotease 1-like. The transcript has 6 exons. Gene Ontology annotation, molecular function: zinc ion binding; metalloendopeptidase activity. NCBI's taxonomy places the organism in Eukaryota, Metazoa, Arthropoda, Insecta, Lepidoptera, Pyralidae. Gene Ontology annotation, biological process: proteolysis. The coding region runs from base 37 to 873 and encodes 278 amino acids. The record is from RefSeq and is a predicted model, not a curated record.
CCUCACUUCCAGACGGCACUAUUAAAAAAUAGCGAAAUGUUAUUCACACAUUUUUGUAUUUUGGUCUAUAUUUUGUCAAUAAACGCAAGUCCUAUUUACUACGAUGGAAAUUUUGAUGAUUCUCUGCGAUUUUACGAUGGUCUGGGUGGUGAAUUUGGAGAAUAUUUCGAGGGCGACAUGCUACUGACAUCCACUCAGGAACGCGAUAUUUUUGAAGCAUCAGAGGGCCGUAACGGUUUACGCAAUGGAGCUAAACGUUGGCCAAAUCGUACAGUCGUAUAUCACAUUGAAGAGGAUGAUUUUGAUAAAGACGAAAUAAAGGUCAUUAAAGAGGGAAUGAUGGAAAUCGAGAACAAAUCUUGCAUCAAAUUUCGUCGAAGAAAUGCCAACGAACAUGCAGUUAUUUUCAAGAGUUCAGCGAAUGGGUGCUUUUCAAACGUAGGCUUCAGUAAUGACGAUGAUGAAGAAACAGAACAAGUUUUGAACUUGGGCAAGGGAUGUAUGCGACAUGGAACAGUUGUUCAUGAAAUGCUACAUACUUUGGGCUUUUAUCAUAUGCAGAGCACAUACGAUAGAGAUGACUACAUUAAAAUUGUUUGGGAAAAUAUUAAAGAAGGUACCGAACAUAACUUUGCAAAGUAUAACAAUGAUACGGUGACAGACUUUGGAGUACCAUACGACUACGGAAGCGUAAUGCAUUAUCCAGAAAAGGCGUUUUCCAAAAAUGGAAAUAAAACUAUAAUCACAUUGCAGGAAAAUGUACACAUUGGCCAACGAAAUGAAAUGUCGGUAAGCGAUGUACAGAAGCUAAAUAAAAUGUAUUGUGAAGAUUCCGAAGAAGAGAAGCUGGAUAUCACACACCGUAACAGUUAAGCGCCUAUUAAUUCAUUUUGUUUC